This is a messenger RNA of Asterias rubens (European starfish), 5254 nucleotides long. RefSeq lists its product as uncharacterized. Lineage: Eukaryota; Metazoa; Echinodermata; Asteroidea; Forcipulatida; Asteriidae. Bases 851 to 5254 code for a protein of 1467 amino acids. The transcript is spliced from 2 exons. The record is from RefSeq and is a predicted model, not a curated record.
AGAAACUGGUCCGAACACCGAGGAAGAAAAUCUCAGCGAAAUGCCCAAAGACCAAGCGGUGCAUUGACAUCCCAAAGCCUCCCACAAGUUCCAGUACAACCUCAAAGACAUCGGACACCACUAAGCCUCCUCCUUCUGUCACAACCAAGCCUCCCAAAAUGUCAAGAAAACAGAGGAAGUCAAGACAAGUCAUCGAGGACAGAGAAGGUUUUUUGCAGCUUGGGAGGAGUUUGUCUAGUACCAAACCAGUGAUGUACUUCAUCAAACCUUAUGUGGCUAUGGCCACAAUACGGUAUGAGGAGGUCAACAGCAAUUUUCACCAUUCUCGAGGUGCUUCACACCAACAAGUGCGCCUUCCGAAGGCAGAGACACCUUAUGUUGCAUCACGCAAGCAAGGGAAGAGGCGACGCAAAAGAAAAAAGCAAAUCGUGAAAAGACGGAGGCGGCGAAAAUGGAAGGUACCUUGGGAGGCUUCAGUCAAGUUUUCCUGGAGGAAUGAUGGGCAAAUGGACAACAACAAAACAGGAAGCCAAGGAGGUAACAAUAUGUCAUUGCAGGGGUGAAGCAAUCUCAAGGGGGUUCAAAACGAGCUCGACCCCCUUGUCAGAAAGUUGAGUGUGGUCCGUGCCAAAUUUGCUCAAGAUCCAGUACAAAAUGGACCCAUCUUAGCAUCUUGAGCAACUCAAAGGUUAAACAAUAUUUUAGAACUUACUUGCCACAUUUGAGUGAGGAUGGUUGCAUUUGUAAUGCAUGCAGGCACAAAUUUACAAAAAAAAGUAACAAUCCAGUCUAUACGCCAGAAAAAACAAGAUCUAAGCAAAGACCUCUUUGUUACCUUAACAAAUAUGACAUGUGUUCAACAGUUUCAGUGGCAGAUAGCUCUAUUUCUUUGGAAACUUUUCAAUCCUGUUUUCCAACCAUUGACUGUUUAUUUAUACCAAGCUGUGUUUCUUUGUGCAGUUUACACAAAUCUUUCAUAUACAACAUUCAGUCAAAUGCAAAGUGUGUGGUUUGUGGUGUCAUUCUGGUUAAUUGUAGAAGGUAUGCAUGUACAAAUCUGGAUAUUAACAAUGCAUAUCUGCAACUAAAUAUUUCAAUUGACGAGGUAACAAUUACUACUUUCAGUUCUCUUUGCUUUACUUGCUAUUCUGUGGCUAAAAGGAAAGUAGUACCUGUUACACGUUUGGAGGAUGUUGAGUUAAGUUUAGAGAGUCAUAAAGAAAUGUCACACACAAGAACAGCACUUUGCAUGACCUGUAAGGAAAUUUGUAAGCUAUGCAACAGUCAUGAGGCGUUUCUUCUUGCAGACAUGUACGAUUUAUUUGUAUCUUUACUAAAACUCAAAUGUGGUGAGGCAAGUUGUCUUGAAUCAUGUAAGCGAAGUUCUAGAUGGUUGUUGUCUGGAAUUUUUGAGAUAUUUGGGGACUUGAUAGAAGUGCACAAGAUGUCUACACGUAAAUACAGCACUUUAUUACUUUACAAGGACCUUAAUUUCAGAAAGGCCUUGCAUUUGUCAUGUGCCAAAUUACGGUAUCAUUCUAAAAGAAGUGGGGAUGAGAUGUUCUCUGAAGAUUUUAAACCCACAUUAAAUUCUGAAAGAGAUAUCAAUAAGAUGGCUCUUUAUUUCCUGCCUCAUAUAAAUAGAAAACUCAAGCACCAAUCUGGAGAGAUCACUAAACACUACACACAAAAUCUAAUGGAAACUGGCUCUUUUAACUUUGAUUCCCUGUUCGACAUGAUUGACCCAGAAGUGUGGAAUACUGUUUCUUUGUUGACUGCAAACAACGAUGAGUUAAAAUAUUUCAGUGAAUGUGGAUCAUUGUUUGGAAAUGGCAAGCUUGUUUUCCCAAGCUACUCAAAACCACAUGGAAGACAGCGACGCAACAGAAGAAUAAUUCUCAUUAUGGUUAUGCAGUUCACUUACAAUGAAUCCAACAACUAUCCAUUUCAUAUUGUCAUUGCAAAUUGUGUGAAACGACUUUCACAUUCAUCAAAACUAAUUAAAUUGUUGAAUCAGUCUGGCUUCUGCACUUCUGAAGACACUUUAGAUAGAUUCUUAGAAACCAUAAAACAGCUUCGCCAACAGUCGGGUUUACUUUCUACACUAGAAUCCAAUACUUUUACCAUAGUAAGUGUUGAUAAUAUUGAUGUUCUUGCUAGCAGUGCUGCAGUCACAUCACAGGGUUUAGGAAGAAGUUGGCAUGGAACAUCGGUCAUGGCACAACAGCCAAAACCCUUGACAGAAAAACUCUCCCCCACUGGAGAACUGAUUGACAUUAUUGGACAAAAAUCUUCUCCAAUAACCUCUGACUUUCAAACUGUACAAGUAUAUGGAGAUGGGCGUUGCCUGUACAGAUGCAUUGCAUCUUACAGCAAUUCCAAUAUACUACUUUGUAAACGGAAUGAGGUUGGUAUACCUGUUGAUCAAACUAUGUUCCAUUUAGAGCAGCAAUUUGCAGAUUACUUCAGAUAUUCUGUUUGUCAACAUUUAGAACAACAUCUCGAACUUUUAGAAGAACUUCCAGAGGGAAUUAAACAGGUGCUUUUGGAAUCUUCAAAUGAUCAAUUUUAUUCUUCAUUUUCUGAAAAAGUUGCUGAUGGCAGAAACUCUGGCACCUAUGCUGGUCAUUUGGAGAUGUGUUCUCUAGCAUGUGUAUUACGUACAGAUAUAUGUGUUUAUCAGAAAACUGUCCACGGUCUGACACUAGUUGCAAGAUAUCCCACUAAGCCAAUGUCCAUGUAUCACAUCUGUUUACUGUACCGUCCCGGAUCAAAUGCUAUUACAAGUCAUUUUGAUUUAAUGUAUCAUGGUAGUUGUCGACCAAACUGCCAACUUCUACUUGAUACAAAUGACACAACAUUCAAUAAAUGGCAUGAUGGAGUAAAAGGUUUUGGAGGUUUGAUAAAACCAAAUUUACUAGAUUUUGUUUCGGGUAGUCCACAAGAAGCUAUCCAGAGGACAUGUGAUGACAGGCAAUUGCAUCCUCAGGCUUCUGCUGAUGGUGAGGAAACGAGUAGUUCAUCUGAACGUUAUUUUACACCAUCAUUGAUCAUGGACGCACCCAAAAAACCUUCAGUAAGAAGAAAACUUAGCCCAUCAAAUCUCAACGUUCCUGAAAAAGGACAUUUUGCUACCCCAUUUUUCAAAACUUUCAUUCGUCAACAGUUGUCAGUGAGUACUUUUUUUCCAUCUGGCGAAGAAAAGCUUCAGCAGAAGCAACUUCACUAUGACAUGUUUAUGCACAUUUCAGAAAGAUACGUUUCUGUUGUUGAUGUAACAAAACAUACUGUCCCUGGACUGAAGUGUAACAUGUUACUGCAUUCAAAGGCCCGAUGUGAAAAAUCAAAGUUUUCUUACAUUUAUGUACUCAAUGAGAAAGCUGACUGUGCUCAAACUGUAAAAUCGGUCAUUGGUCUUCUGUAUGACCUUUUCAAAAUUUCAAAAUCCAUUAACCACCUCGUUAUUGCAGGUGAUGGUGCAACAGUUAAGAUAUUGUUGGAUGUAAAGAAAGAAUAUGGUGAAGUAUUGGACUGGGUUAUACCCUAUUUAGGUGAUUGGCAUGUAUUGAAGAACUUUCAAGAAGUUGUAAUGAAAGUGUUUUGGGAUGCCGGCUUAAAGGACAUCGCCAAGUUAACCCACAAAAAUAGUACCUUGAACAAUUUGAAAACUUGCAGUAAUUUCAAAAGAACACAUAGGUUUCUAUUACAAGUUUAUGAGGCAAUUUAUGUUCAUCAAUUCAAGUGUUUUCUGGAUUGUAGAGAUGGAAAAGAUGAAAGUUCCAUCUCUAAUGAAGCUUUCCAUAAAAUUGUCACAAACGUUGUGGAGCAAGUGCAUAUUCAAGGUGAUUUCUGUGAUUAUUUUGAUAUUGAGGAGUUUGUGUCUAAGGUACAUAUGCCACUUCAUGGGUGUCUACCAACUUUGCUUGAUGAAUUCAAUGAAUUUUGUAUCAAAAUGGCUGAGAAGUAUGAAACUUUCAAAUUUUGGAAUAGGUUUCUGAAAGAAGAUUGUUUCUGCUAUAUUCAGUUGUGGAUAGCCAUGCGAACGGGUAAUUGGAAUUUGCGUCUAGGUGCCCUAAAAGAAAUGGGUCCUUUAUUCCAUGCCUUUGAUAGGCAGAACUACUCUAAAAUGAUUCCAAUUCACCUGAGUCAAAUGCAUGGCUUACCAACCUACAUAUUAGACCAUUUCAGAAACGGGGCGUUUGUUUCUAGUAUACGUGGAUUUAACUUUUCAUCUGUUGGGAUAGAUGAAGCUCAUGAAAUGCUGAUUAACAAAGACUGUAAAAUGGCACUGUCUAGAAGCUUACCAACAAACAUGGAAAAAAUUUCCGGAACCUUGGAGUUUCAGGCUCAACUCCUUGACAACUUUCAAAGUCAAUUGUCUGAUUCUAUUUUUAAACCUCUUCAGAGAGAUUUUGCUCCAUCUGUCAUAAUGUCUGAAUUACAAAAUGUUAAGGCAUAUUUUUCAAAGGUUUCCAGUUGUUCUAUGUUCAGUGAAGAUCAAGCACAUACUCUUUACCACCCUUUUGAACACACACCUGCCUCUGCAGUUCAACAGAAAGCUCUACUAUCAUACAGAGAGGUUGGAAACUCAUCUUACGACACUUACGUGCGAUUUAAUAUUUUGAAUGAAACCAGCACUGCCAAACCUGUCAUUAGAAAGCAUAGGCUGAAAACAUUUGCCAAAGACAAAGUAACGAAGAGAACGAUAAAUUACUUAGAAAAGGAAAAAAAAAUGAUUACUCUUUGUUACAAAAGAACAAUCUCAUUUUCUGAACAGCACAACCAGCCUAUUCAUCAGCUUUUCCAAUUUAUUGAAACUCCUCGAGCACUAUGUACUCCUUCAGGCUUGCCGAGCAAAGGGGCUAAGUAUAUUAUGUAUAACCUCUUUGGCAAGAGAUAUUCACAAUCAUUUUCACCUAUCACAGAGAACCACACUUUCCCACCUGGGACCUGUCUAAUUGCAGAAGGAAUGAACAUCAUAUACAUUAAUCCACUGCCUGGUUUUAGAUGUUUUGCAGAAUAUGCUUCGCUCAUUGUGUCAAGAUGGGUAACACCCUUUUUCAAAAAAAAGUAUAAGGAAGUACGAAUUCUCUUUGACCAGGUUUGCUCGCAAGGAAUCUCUCCAAAGGGCUUUGAGAGAGAACGACGAGAUGCUGGCCAAGAUGACGAUAUUGAAGUGUUUGAUUCAAUAACUGAUCAAACACCUCUGCCUCAAAAUUGGUCAAAAUUUCUCAAAGUGCGAACAAAUAAAUGA